Wasmannia auropunctata (little fire ant) is the source of this 2222-nucleotide messenger RNA. RefSeq lists its product as uncharacterized. The record is from RefSeq and is a predicted model, not a curated record. The transcript is spliced from 8 exons. Lineage: Eukaryota; Metazoa; Arthropoda; Insecta; Hymenoptera; Formicidae. The coding region runs from base 266 to 1945 and encodes 559 amino acids.
AGGUUAAAAUCUAUAUAAACACAAUUCACAUAGUUCUGAGGUGUCUUUCCUCGACGGUACACGUGUUCCUCCUCGGAAUUAAUACGUCUCCGCAUUAUUAUUUAAAUAUCUUAUAAACGUGCGUUAUUUCAAUUAUUUUUAGUAUUUUAGUAGAAAACUGAAAUAGCUAAAAACAGCAUAUCCACAUCGUUCAAAUAAGUUGCAAGAAAAUAAAUCUCGGAACAAAGAAGAAUUUUGAUGCAAGCGAUUAUAUCAAAUAUCGAUUAUGAGUCGUAAUACGAAAAAUCGUAACGGUAACAUACGAAGAUCAGCAUUGUCGUUCGCCGGUGGGGACGGUUCGCUCGACGUUGACCAUGUUUUAGAAUCCGAUCCUUGGAAAGAUAUUGAAAAGUUUGAAACAAGCGAAGUCGCUCGUAUUCAAAAUGUGCUGAAAGAUUUCGGUGAUAUGAUUGCACAAGAGAAGACUCUUAAAGUUAAAGAUCAUACCACUGCGAAGAAUAAAGCAAGUCCAAGAUCCGCGAAAAAAUCUCCACUGAAGGAUUCAACAAUGAAUUUACCUGGGACUUCAUCAAGUACGAAUAGCGAAAACGUCGUAGAAACACAAGCUACUGUAAGUGAAAAGAAAAGAGCUCCAAGAAAGCCUCGACAAACUCGCAAAAAGGAUAAGAAAAUGAUGCCGCAAGAACUUCUACCUGAUAUCGAUAAUGCAAAAGAAGAAAGCCAAAAAUCUCCACUGAAGGAUUCAACAAUGAAUUUACCUGGAACUUCAUCAAGUACGAAUAGCGAAAACAUCGUAGAAACUACAGUAAAUAAAAAAAAAAGAGCUCCAAGGAAGCCUCGACAAACUUCCAAGAAGGUUGAGGAAAUGAUUCCAAGUUUGCAAGAACUCUCACUUGAUAUCGAUAAUGCAGAAGAAGAAAUCCAAAAAUUUUCAAACAACAGUGCCAAGAAGAAUGUCAAUUCAAUCAAUAAAAUAUUAGAAUAUAGAAGCCUACAAGAUAUAACGAACAUCAACGAAACUGGACUUGUGCAAACGAGCACUCCUAAAAGAGAAAUACCAAUAAAAAAAACGAUAAAAAAGACGGCGAAAAGGGAAGAAUUAACGGCAGAAAAUAAAAGAUCGAAAACAAAAAAUUCUGAAAAUAAAUCAGAGAAAAAUGUUCAACAUAAAAAACAGAAAUUGAAGAGGAACACAAAAGACAAAGAAGGUGAAAGUAGCGCAAAUAUACUUGGAGAACAGGAAAAGACGAAUGUGAAAUCGGAAAAUAAUUUGAAAUGUAAUAAAGUGAAUCAAAAUUUGUCGAAAAAUAAAGUAGAAGAUAAAAAAGUGGAAAACUGCUCAACAUUUCUUAGCGAAAUAGAGAAGAAAUGUGAAGAAGUCGAAGUCAAUAAUAAUAUAAAGAAGAUUAACAAAUCUAAAGAAUACAACAAAAGCAUGCCUAAUCAAUUGAAAAAGAAGAAACUAAAAGAAGAAAAUUCCGAGAAAAAAGUGAAAAAAAGUGACCAGUCACGUAAAUCUCUUAAGCGGAUAAGUAAUACGGAGAAGACAAAAUGUCAACACGGAAAAUGUUGCGCAAAAAAAUCCGAUAAUCAGUGUUCGAGAGGAAAAAAGCAAGUCGAAAAUGAAAAACAAUAUAAGAAGAAUAUAAAAGCUGCGAGAGCUAUCGAAGAUCUUAGCCGACGUAUAACCGUUGUCAAGAAAAAGAUGGAUUGUAUUAAAAAUGAUUUAGAGAGCAACGAGUUAUUAAAUAGCAGUUUCGAUGAAGAGUCAUCGUAUUCGUCGCAAUCGUCAUAUUCGACGUAUUCAAGUUCGUCCUCCGAUUCCCGUUCAUACACGAGCUGUAGCUGUUCAAAUUGUUCAUGUGAUGAGAGUGAUUGCACCUCAAGCGAUUUUUCUAGCGGAAGCGAAAGUGAGAGUACAAGCGAAGGAGAAGACUCACGUUGAAGCGAAUUGGAAACGAUAUUGGAAUGUUAAACGGAAUUAUACAAAAUUGAAAUGCACAAGAAGUCAAAACUAUAUUUUUGUUUAUUAUAAUUAUAGUUAAGAAAUUUAUUUACGUACAUUUUAUUUUUUACUUAAUUUUAUUUCUUUGUCAUUAUAUAGUAGUUCAUUAUAAUUGUAUACUUUUCCAAUUAGCAUUAAUUGCUUCUGAAAUUGCUUAAGUUUAUAAAAUUUAUUUCUCGAAUGAUUUUUAAUGAUAUUAUCAAAUAGCAAAAUAAUA